Anolis carolinensis (green anole) is the source of this 2167-nucleotide messenger RNA. Its product is annotated as Na(+)/citrate cotransporter-like. The coding region runs from base 229 to 1959 and encodes 576 amino acids. Gene Ontology annotation, molecular function: succinate transmembrane transporter activity; citrate transmembrane transporter activity; sodium:dicarboxylate symporter activity. Gene Ontology annotation, biological process: citrate transport; transmembrane transport. Gene Ontology annotation, cellular component: membrane. The record is from RefSeq and is a predicted model, not a curated record. Lineage: Eukaryota; Metazoa; Chordata; Lepidosauria; Squamata; Anolidae. The transcript is spliced from 11 exons.
UGUCUAGAGCGCCCUCUGGUGUUGCCAAGGCGUAUCUACAGAACACAUACUUUGAACGCCUUGGGAGAGGCGGCCCUCUGCUGGGCAGAAGAGGCACUGCAAGGACAAGGGAGUGGGCGUGGCUUCUAGGAAAGGGGCGUGGCCUCGAAGCGGGCGGUUUAACAGCCUUUGCUGCUCUGGCUCAACCUGCUGCUGCUGCUGCUGCUCUCUUCUGCUCCUCGUUUUGGAAUGGCGCCCCCUCUCGCCCGGGUGCUGCUCCAGCACCGCGACCACUUGGUCCUCGUGGGAUCAGCCCUGCUCUUCCUGCCACUCCCUCUGCUGCUCCCAGGAAAGGAAUCCAGCUGUGGCUAUGUGAUCAUCCUGAUGGCCGUGUACUGGUGCACGGAAGUCAUCCCGCUGGCGGUCACGGCGCUCCUCCCGGCGAUGCUCUUCCCCAUGCUGGGCGUCCUGGAGGCCAAGAAGGUGUCCCGGCAGUACAUGAACGACACCAACAUGCUCUUCCUCGGGGGGCUGGUGGUGGCGGUGGCCGUGGAGCACUGGAACCUGCACAAGCGGAUUGCGCUGCGGGUGCUGCUGAUCGUGGGGGUGAAGCCCGCCUUGCUGAUGCUGGGCUUCAUGGGCGUCACGGCCUUCCUCUCCAUGUGGAUCAGCAACACCGCCACCACCGCCAUGAUGGUGCCCAUCGUCCAAGCCGUGCUGGACCAGAUGAACGAGGCCGAGGCCAAGCCGGACGGGGAAGGUAGGUCCGCCUGGAUGACCACUGCCCCGCUGCCCCGCCCCACUCCACACACAUCCCAACUUCCUUCUUCUGCAGGAAGCGAGGUGGACUUGGACCUUGAGAAGGUGGAGGCCAGGAAGCGCGCCAACAAAGGGCUGACCCUCUGCGUCUGCUACGCGGCCAGCAUCGGCGGGACGGCCACCUUGACCGGGACGGGGCCCAACCUGAUCCUGAAGGGGCUGAUGAACCAGUUGUUCCCGGAUAACGACGACGUCGUGAACUUUGCCUCCUGGUUCUUCUUCGCCUUCCCCAACAUGAUCCUGAUGCUGGUGCUGUCCUGGCUCUGGCUCCAGAUCUCCUUCAUGGGAUUCAACAUGAAGAAGACGUGGGGCUGCGGGGUGGCGGAGACCGAGUCGGAGCGGGCCACCUUCCAGAUGCUCAAGGACGAGUACCGCAAGCUGGGCCCGGUCUCCUUCGCAGAGGGCAGCGUCCUGGGCUCCUUCAUCCUCCUGGUCCUGCUCUGGUUCACCCGGGACCCGGGCUUCGUCCCCGGAUGGGCCACCGUCCUCUUCAACAAGGAGAACGAGUACGUGACGGACGGCACCGUGGCCAUUUCCGUGGCCAUCCUGCUCUUCAUCAUCCCGUCGACCCGUCCCCGCUGCGGUAGCUCUGAACUGGGAGAAGAAGACGAAGCCCCGAAGAAGGCCCAGCCCUUGGCCCCGUUGCUGGAUUGGAACGUGGUCCAGCAGAAACUGCCUUGGAGCAUCGUGCUGCUGUUGGGAGGCGGCUUCGCUCUGGCCAACGGGAGCGAGGCGUCCGGACUGUCCAGGUGGCUGGGGAGCCAGAUGACCCCGCUGAAGGGUGUCGCCCCGUGGGCCAUCGCCGUCAUCCUCUCCACCAUCAUCGCCAUCUUCACCGAAUGCGCCAGCAACGUGGCCACCGCCACCCUCUUCCUCCCGGUCUUUGCGUCCCUGUCCAAGUCCAUCGGGGUGAACCCGCUCUACGUGAUGCUCCCCUGCACCCUGAGCACCUCCUUCGCCUUCAUGCUCCCCGUGGCCACGCCGCCCAACGCCAUCGUCUUCUCCUACGGACACCUCCGCGUCGCCGACAUGGCGAAAACUGGGAUCAUGAUGAACGUCAUCGGCGUGCUCUGCACCAUGCUGGCCAUCAACAGCUGGGGCCGGGCCAUGUUCCACCUGGACACCUUCCCCGCCUGGGCCAACUCCACUCUCAGGAAAUGAAAGCCGGGGCACCAGGACCCCGAGGACCACCUGGGCCGCGCCGUUGCGCAGAAGGUGGUCCGGCCCAGAGGAUCCACCCCGCCUCCGGACCCACAAAAGGGGGGUUAUGGGUCAUGUCCCAAAGCGAAAAGGGCAAAGAGGGAGAAGGACCUCUCCCUCUCCCUGCUAAGGGGUCACGUUUCUUAUUAAAGUUCAGUUACAGACAGGA